AUGUCAGAUACUCAGAAUCUCGUACAGGGUAAGACCAAUUGGUCGUCCAUCUAUAUCGCGGCGGCCUUGAGCUUUGUUGGGGCCGUACAGUUCUCACUGUACUUCUCGGCGUUAUGGCCAUAUAUGAGGAUAGUAAGUUUUAUUUAGUAGUUUAAACGAUAUUAACUUCACUUUUGGAGGCUAAAAGAGAACCAAAACUUGAUUUUUAAGCUACAACACUCAAAAUGCCCUAGGGCUUAAAAUUUCAAGUUUAAAAAAUUACUUUUGAUGACAUUGUUUAGGCCAUAAAAUCUAUAAAACUUUAUAUAAUGGAAUAUACUAGAAUAGCUAUGAUCUUACUUUAUGUCGUAAAACAAAUGAUUUGCAGCUAGACAACGACAUAACCGAGAGUUUCUACGGCUGGACCGUGUUUGUAUACAGUUUCGGACAAGUACUAUCAGCACCAGCGUUCGGUUGGUGGAGUAACAUGAUCAAGAUGGUCAGACCACCUCUAUAUUGUGGUCUGAUACUCAUGUUUACCGGAAACUUUAUCUACAUCCUGAUGGAGGUGAUCUCUGGAGUUCCGAAAAGAUUCGUACUUAUGGUGUGUCGAUUCAUAAUUGGAAUGGGAUCAGGUAAGUAAGAGUAACAUAGCGCAUAUUAAUAUAAUGAUGACAGUUUUGAUUCAUAUUAGAAAUUUUAAUUUUUUUAUAAAACAACAUUUCAGAAUUAAAAACAUAUUUUUUAGGUAACGUAGCAACCUUACGAUCGUACGCUUCUACCGCAAGUUCAUUAGAAGACCGGUCGAAAGCCAUUGCUUUUGUUACGUGUGGUCAAGCCAUUGGUAUGACAAUGGGACCAGCCUUCCAGUUCAUCUUUACCCAACUAGAAUAUCCUGGUCCAGCUCCAUGGGGAUUAAGUCUGAACUUAUACACCACCCCAGCUUACCUAGCUUGUCUGAUGAAUGUUGGUGGUGCUUAUGCCUUGUACCAUUACUUUGAAGAAGUUUAUGCCAUCGAGUUGAUCGAAGAUGUAAGUUUGGGCUAUUUUUAUUUUUUAGGUAUGAUUAUGAGCCCUCAAUUAUCAUAUUUUAAUUUCAAACGUUAAUUUGAAGUUACUUUAAAAUGUCUUUUAGGACGAAGUAGAAGAAGAUGAAACAGAAACCAUGCAGCAAGCUCCCGCCAUCCCCAUGUACGAUAUCAUAGCUGUUCUAGUAUGUUAUGCCUCUCGAUUCACUGAUAUGUUUGUACGAACGAAUCUCGAGACACUAGGAUCACCUUACUCCAUGAUGAUGUUCUCUUUGGAUGAGGUCAGAUCUGUCAGGUAUUUGUCAAUGACUCAAGGCAUCAUUGGCGCUCUGACCUUUGCCACCUAUAUUGCUUAUAUCAACUUUGACAUGGAGAAGAUGUAAGUUCAUUUAAAGUCUGAACUUUUAUUAUCAAUACUGCUCUUAUUAGUAUAUUUUUAGCGGUGUUAUUAUCAUAUAUUCUAUAACCUUUAAAAUUUUAGUGUACCAAACCGACCCAGCUGUCUAAUCGCUCUUACCUUGAUGUUAUCCUUCCACCUGGUCACGUAUCCUUGGCAAUUCCUCAGCAAUUACGUUGAUCCUCUUAAUGGUACAACUGGCUGUGACACAAGUAGAUUUACUUGGUGUGACGAGCUUACUCAGGUCAAUAUCUACCUCUACUACGGCAGUUAUGUCAUCCUAAUUGGUACUGCCUUCCCUCUACUUACUAUAACAUUGACCACGUUAUUCUCCAAGAUCCUCGGCCCCAGACGUCAGGGCACCCAACAAGGCCUAUUCCAAGCUGCUAGUGCCAUUGGUCGCAUGAUAGCACCCGUAUCAGCGUCCGCACUAUACACAGGCUACGGUCCGCGAGCCGUGUGGAAGAUGGAGAUCGCUGUAGUUGGCGUCGUGCUAGGAGCAUGGUGCUUAUUCUACGGCCGGAUGGUGGAGAUGAAGAUCCCCAAGAAGGCAACGAAUCAAUGUUUCGGGUACGAAAACCCCCAGGCUAUUGAAGACGAAUCCACGAUGAGUCACGGGUAA
This is a messenger RNA of Bursaphelenchus okinawaensis, 2026 nucleotides long. Lineage: Eukaryota; Metazoa; Nematoda; Chromadorea; Rhabditida; Aphelenchoididae. The record is from the annotation of a GenBank genome assembly.